Messenger RNA from Phasianus colchicus (ring-necked pheasant), 6821 nucleotides. RefSeq names its product cytoplasmic FMR1 interacting protein 1 (gene CYFIP1). Lineage: Eukaryota; Metazoa; Chordata; Aves; Galliformes; Phasianidae. Gene Ontology annotation, biological process: regulation of actin filament polymerization. Gene Ontology annotation, molecular function: small GTPase binding. The record is from RefSeq and is a predicted model, not a curated record.
UUGAGGCUGUUUCCUGUAGUCCUGUCACUGUUACAUGGGAGAAGAGGCUGAUCCCCACCUCACCACAACCUCACUUCAUGUUGUUGUAGAGAAUGAUGAGGUCUCCCCUGAGCCUUCUCUUCUCCAGACUGAACAAUCCCAGUUCCCUCAGCUGCUCUUUGUAGACUUGUGCUCCAGACCCCUCACAGCUUCAUUGCCCUUCUCUGGGCAUGCUCCAGGCCUCGGUGCCUUUCUUCUAAUGAGGGGCCCAAAGCACAGCACUUGAGCUACAGCCCCACGAGGGCUGAGCACAGGGGGAUGGUAACUUCCUGCUCCUGCUGACAACACUAUUUCUGAUACAAGCCAGGGAUGUACUUAUUUUUCCCUUCCUUAAAUGCUGUACUUACAGAGAAUGUAGAAUUUCCCUCAUUUUCAUCAGUGUAUCUUGCCCUAAAAAGCAGGGUAGGCUUUGAUUUGCUUAUUUUUCAUUUACUUAUUUAAGCUUAUUAAAAAAACAACAACAACAAAAACACAAAAAAACCCUCUUUUAGAUGCAUGUUUAAAUUCCUGAGUUGCAAUGCAAUUGUGAUUUUCCAUAUCCCCACGCUAGGCUUAAUUUAAGAUUCUUCAUUUAAUUUGAAAUUCAAAGAUGCUUUUGCAAGCUUUGGAGAGAAGAGAGCCAGUGUCAGAGGAAGUGCUGUUUAAAGAGCAGACAGACUUCCUUUUUGUCUUAUUUUGAGCCUGGGAACAUGCACAAGCACUUGGAUAUGCAGUGCAUCUAUUUAAACACAAAAUGAGAAAUGCUUCCAGUGGUCUGCAAAAAGACAGAGAGCAUUUCUUCCCAGCACCUGUUUUCAGUCAAGUUAAACGGUGUUCUCAUCUAUGAAGUCAUAAAAUAUUCUAGAGCUUCUGUAAUCCAGCAGUUUUUUUAUAAAUUGUUUAAACCUAACCUUAAGGAUUUCGGAAUUCGAGUAAAAAAUACUUCUUUCACAAAUUUCAAUGCUUGAGAUCUUCCUGGGUUAUGUAGAACAUGACCUUACCAAAACCAAUUCCCUGAACACCCCCAGGCCCCUUUGCUUUUCUCAGCAGUAUUCCCACAGUGCCCCUGGCACGUUGAUGGGGUUCAUGCUGGUUUUAAGAGCUUACAUAGCUGUGGGUGCAGCUGUAUUUUGCCUGCAUCCCCUGACUGCCUGGGCUGCCUUCAGAGCUGCUGGUGCAGCUUCUCCUGUAGAGCUGCAGGGAUUCAUACUGUAGUUAUAGCAGCAAUAGGGUAUGCUUUUCCAAAAAAAUUUCAUUGGUGUCACUUUUUUUUUUUUUUUUUAAAUGCAUUUGUGGAUUUUAUAACUUUCAGGCUGUUAAAAGUGUAAUUCCGUGUUUUUAGUGCAUUUGUGCUCAUUAAAACUUCAGGUAUGCUUGGGAAUGAUGGUUUAAUGAAAAGUCAUACUUCGGGAAUUUCUUUUUUAAAUAGUUAUUUAAGAUACUGGUGUCAAAAAAUGGUGAUACAGAUGAAUCCCCGUGGUCUGACUUGCACACUAUGUAAAACCAUGACAAAAAUGGCAUCAUUUUGAAGUAAAGGUCCAGAAGGGUUAUCAUGUCUACAACGAUUCCUUGUUGCAGUCCUUCCUGUCAGGAAAGCCUGAGCUUGGUUGCCGUGUCUGCUUUUCUUACCCCAGUGAUCAAGACAGAAUCUCUCUCUGUGGCAUUGCCUGUUCACUUGUCAGAUCUCUUUUGUGCCAUGCUAUCAGCUAAAACUUUUAUUUGUUUUUCAGGGUGGUUUUCCUUCUAGAGCAUGCUAUGAGCAUAAGGUGCAGUAGAUGCAGUUGAGAGCAUCACCUGCUUUGUCCUGGGUGCAAAAUGACUGCUCAAGUAACACUGGAGGAUGCCUUAUCCAAUGUGGAUCUCUUGGAAGAAUUACCAUUGCCAGAUCAGCAACCGUGUAUUGAACCUCCGCCAUCAUCUCUGCUUUACCAGCCAAACUUCAACACUAACUUUGAGGACAGAAAUGCAUUUGUCACUGGCAUUGCUAGAUACAUUGAGCAAGCUACAGUCCACUCUAGCAUGAAUGAAAUGUUAGAAGAGGGCCAGGAAUAUGCUGUCAUGCUGUAUACAUGGAGGAGCUGCUCAAGGGCCAUUCCCCAGGUUAAGUGCAAUGAGCAGCCUAACAGAGUAGAAAUAUAUGAGAAAACUGUGGAAGUGCUGGAGCCAGAAGUCACAAAGCUGAUGAAUUUUAUGUAUUUCCAGAGAAAUGCAAUUGAACGGUUUUGUGGGGAGGUGAGACGCUUGUGCCAUGCAGAGAGGAGAAAAGACUUUGUCUCUGAAGCAUAUCUGAUCACACUGGGCAAAUUUAUCAACAUGUUUGCAGUACUGGAUGAGCUGAAAAAUAUGAAGUGCAGUGUGAAGAAUGACCAUUCAGCCUACAAGAGAGCUGCUCAGUUCCUACGGAAAAUGGCAGAUCCUCAGUCCAUUCAAGAGUCCCAGAAUCUCUCCAUGUUCCUUGCUAACCACAACAAGAUAACACAAUCAUUACAACAGCAGUUGGAGGUGAUUGUUGGCUAUGAAGAACUGCUUGCAGAUAUUGUGAAUUUGUGUGUGGACUACUAUGAAAACAAAAUGUAUCUAACCCCCAGCGAGAAACACAUGCUUUUGAAAGUUAUGGGCUUUGGAUUGUACCUGAUGGAUGGAAGUGUCAGUAACAUCUACAAGCUGGAUGCAAAAAAGAGGAUAAAUUUAGCCAAGAUUGACAAAUUCUUCAAGCAGCUGCAGGUUGUCCCGCUCUUUGGUGAUAUGCAGAUUGAACUUGCAAGAUACAUCAAGACAAGUGCCCAUUAUGAGGAAAACAAAUCCAGAUGGACGUGCACGUCUUCCAGCAGCAGUCCCCAGUACAAUAUAUGUGAGCAGAUGAUCCAAAUCAGAGAAGACCAUAUGCGUUUCAUAUCAGAACUGGCUCGCUACAGCAACAGUGAGGUGGUGACUGGUUCUGGCCGACAGGAAGCUCAAAAAACAGAUGCAGAGUAUCGGAAGCUCUUUGAUCUUUCUCUCCAAGGCUUGCAGCUUCUCUCCCAGUGGAGUGCACAUGUCAUGGAAGUGUAUUCAUGGAAGCUGGUACACCCAACUGACAAAUACUCUAAUAAAGAUUGUCCUGAUAAUGCAGAGGAGUAUGAAAGAGCAACAAGAUACAAUUAUACUAGUGAGGAGAAGUUUGCUUUGGUUGAGGUGAUUGCCAUGAUCAAAGGUCUUCAGGUGCUGAUGGGAAGGAUGGAAAGUGUUUUUAAUCAUGCCAUUCGCCAUACCAUUUAUGCAGCUCUUCAGGACUUUGCCCAGGUCACUCUUAGAGAGCCACUAAGACAAGCGAUUAAAAAAAAGAAAAAUGUCAUUCAGAGUGUUUUGCAGGCCAUCAGAAAGACGGUCUGUGACUGGGAAGCAGGUCAUGAACCAUUCAAUGACCCAGCUCUAAGGGGAGAAAAAGACCCCAAAAGUGGCUUUGAUAUCAAAGUCCCAAGGCGUGCGGUGGGUCCCUCCAGUACUCAGCUUUACAUGGUGAGAACUAUGUUAGAGUCCCUCAUUGCUGACAAAAGUGGUUCCAAGAAAACCUUGAGAAGUAGCCUUGAGGGACCCACCAUAUUGGACAUAGAAAAAUUCCAUCGCGAGUCUUUCUUCUACACUCAUUUGAUAAAUUUCAGUGAAACCCUGCAGCAAUGCUGUGAUCUGUCCCAGCUGUGGUUCAGGGAAUUCUUCUUAGAGCUGACCAUGGGAAGAAGAAUCCAGUUUCCCAUUGAGAUGUCAAUGCCUUGGAUUCUGACAGACCAUAUUUUGGAGACCAAAGAGGCAUCAAUGAUGGAGUAUGUUCUGUAUUCUUUGGACCUUUAUAAUGACAGCGCUCAUUAUGCGCUUACUAAAUUUAAGAAGCAGUUCCUCUAUGAUGAGAUUGAAGCAGAGGUAAACCUGUGUUUUGACCAAUUUGUCUACAAGCUGGCAGACCAAAUAUUUGCAUACUACAAGGCAAUGGCUGGCAGCCUGCUUUUGGAUAAACGUUUGCGUUCAGAAUGUAAGAAUCAGGGAGCAACCAUUCAGUUGCUGCAGUCCAACCGCUAUGAGACGCUGCUGAAACAAAGACACGUCCAACUUCUUGGUAGGUCAAUAGACCUGAACCGCUUGAUCACUCAGCGAAUUUCAGCAGCUAUGUACAGAUCAAUGGAGCUGGCAAUUGGUCGAUUCGAAAGUGAGGAUUUGACUUCCAUUGUGGAGCUGGAUGGCUUGAUAGAAAUAAACAAAAUGACUCACAAACUUCUGAGCAGAUACAUGACCUUGGACAGCUUCGAUGCCAUGUUCAGGGAAGCCAAUCACAAUGUGUCAGCCCCUUACGGACGAAUCACUCUUCAUGUAUUUUGGGAACUCAAUUACGAUUUCCUUCCAAACUACUGCUAUAAUGGAUCCACUAACAGAUUUGUUCGGACCGUGCUACCAUUUUCUCAGGAGUUCCAGAGAGAUAAGCAGCCCAAUGCUCAGCCCCAGUAUCUCUACGGAUCAAAGGCAUUGAAUCUGGCAUAUUCAAGCAUCUACAGCAACUAUAGGAAUUUUGUUGGCCCCCCUCACUUUAAAGUCAUCUGUAGGCUUCUUGGCUAUCAGGGGAUUGCUGUGGUGAUGGAGGAGCUGCUGAAAGUCGUCAAGAGCCUGUUACAAGGGACAAUUCUUCAGUAUGUCAAGACCCUGAUGGAAGUGAUGCCUAAGAUCUGUAGGUUGCCAAGACAUGAGUAUGGUUCUCCAGGUAUCUUGGAGUUUUUUCAUCAUCAGCUGAAGGACAUAGUUGAAUACGCAGAGCUGAAGACUGUCUGUUUCCAGAAUUUGCGGGAAGUGGGAAAUGCUGUCCUGUUUUGCCUGCUUAUUGAGCAGAGCCUGUCCCUAGAGGAAGUGUGUGACCUGUUGCAUGCAGCACCAUUCCAAAACAUCCUGCCGAGAGUUCACGUCAAAGAGGGUGAAAGGCUUGAUGCUAAAAUGAAGAGACUUGAAUCAAAAUAUGCUCCGUUACACUUGGUCCCUCUCAUUGAAAGACUGGGAACACCGCAGCAAAUAGCAAUCGCAAGGGAAGGUGACUUGCUGACCAAGGAACGCCUCUGCUGCGGCCUGUCCAUGUUUGAGGUUAUCUUGACAAGGAUCCGAUCCUUCCUGGACGAUCCCAUCUGGCGUGGGCCCCUACCCAGCAAUGGGGUGAUGCACGUGGAUGAGUGUGUAGAAUUCCACCGCCUCUGGAGUGCAAUGCAGUUCGUCUACUGCAUCCCCGUGGGAACGCAUGAGUUCACUGUGGAGCAGUGCUUUGGAGAUGGCCUGCACUGGGCUGGCUGCAUGAUCAUUGUGCUCUUGGGACAGCAGCGUCGCUUUGAUGUGUUGGAUUUCUGCUACCACCUGCUGAAAGUCCAAAAGCACGAUGGCAAAGAUGAGGUUAUAAAGAAUGUGCCUUUGAAGAAAAUGGUUGAAAGAAUUCGCAAGUUCCAGAUUUUGAAUGAUGAAAUAAUUGCUAUUUUGGACAAGUAUCUGAAGUCUGGAGAUGGAGAGAGCACACCCGUGGAACACGUGCGCUGCUUCCAGCCGCCCAUUCACCAGUCCCUUGCCAGCAACUAGAUUUCCUCCCUAACGAUACUUUUUGCACCUGUUUAGGCUAAAAGUAUGAGAAAGGAGAAAAACAAAAUGCCAGCAGGUUGAAAAAAUCCUUUUAUCUGCCCUUUUCAGUCCGCCUGUGCCAUCUGAGUGGUGCACUGUCUUUUUCAGUCUCCAAGCACAGUAACUGUAUACAAUCCAUACUUAUUUUUCUAGACUAAAAUUUUAUAUACUUUGAUUAAAAGCCUGCAGCUGUAGAGGGUUUGUUCUUGCAAUCUCUUUGCAUUCCUUUUCUGAGGUGGCCAUCUUAGACCAGAUCAGAAUAAACAUUCCCUCAAGCUAUCAAAAUAACAGCUGUGGAGGGUAAGAAACUGGGUUCUGUAGAAAGAUUUAGAAACCAAUGCCUAAUUGUAUUAGAGCAUUAAUUGCUUAAUUAGCCUUUAUUAAAAAAACAACAACAACAACCAAUUCUGCAGCUGCUUUGUGAAUAACUGAUUUUUUUAGUUGACUGUUCUUUCUCUACACAAAACUAUUCUCUGUGAUCAGUAAUUAUGGAAAUGAAGGCUAACUAUAGGGACUGCUCUACAGUUACUUAAGAUGGAGGUGACUGAUAGUACUCCUGGUAUUUCUAAGUGGUAGAACUUUAACUGAUUAGAAUGAGAUCUCUACAUUUUCCUAGUAAGAGCUUCUUCCCCACCUUGUAUUUUGGUUGGAGAUACAAACGUGUUUACAAGUGAUAAGGAGUUCUUUUUCUCCUUGAGGAAGGAGAAAAAAAAUGAGCUAAAAUUCCUCACAAAACAAAAGACAGAGAUUUGCCAAGCAGUCUGCAAGUAAAUUUACUCUGAUGCAGGUUUUCCCAGACUGUCUGUGUUUGAGAUCCACUGUUCUGUCAAGUAGGCACACAUGGCUGCCAUGGUGUGUGGGAGAUGCUAGUGCUUGAUUCAAGCAUUUGUUCUUCUAGAUAAAGAAAUGUUUCUUAAAGAAAACUUUUUUUCCACAGUGGAGUGCCAGGAAGCCUACUAGUCAGUCAAACAUUCCCCUCUGCUUCAGGCUUCACUAAGGAAUUAAAGAAAUGCUUAAUUUCCUGAGAUCAUUACUGGUUUAGAGCUAAGUCUCAUAUACCUGAGGCUUCAUCUUAGCCCUGUGCUACAUAAACAGUUAAGUAAUAGAGCCUGGUUUUUGGCUUAAGAACUCUGUAAAAAUAACUAAUUGUGGUGUGAUUAAAGUAAAUUAUAAUUCUCACUGGUUAA